Molecule: messenger RNA, 3624 nt
Organism: Cryptomeria japonica (Japanese cedar)
Lineage: Eukaryota; Viridiplantae; Streptophyta; Pinopsida; Cupressales; Cupressaceae
Product: putative potassium transporter 12
Exons: 9
Coding region: 792-3287 (831 amino acids)
Biological process (GO): potassium ion transmembrane transport
Cellular component (GO): membrane
Molecular function (GO): potassium ion transmembrane transporter activity
Source: RefSeq, a predicted model, not a curated record
CGCAAUCCCGCUUUCUGUUAGGACGACAGUGAAAAGACCAAUUUUUUUUUAGAAAGUCUAGUUAUUCUGAUUUAUCGAUCUUGUGUUUGGACGACAGUGAAAAGAACAUUUUUUUAGAAAGUCUGGUUAUUCUGAUUAGUCGAAUAACCAGCCAGCGGAUCCCACGUAAAAUGCGAGAGCUGCCCAGAUCCUGACAACGUCAGACUGAGUGGCUCCACCAAUCUUGGCCGUAUUUGGAGCUGCCCAAUUAUAGUGGGUUGCGAGGAGGAGACAGGCCUGCCCGCUGCCCAUGUUCAGUUGCAGUGAAAAAAACAAACAGACCUUAAGAGAAAUCUUAUCAAACAAGUGUGCAAAAUUCACUCACUUUGGAGGUGGGAAGACGUUUUAAAACCAUGCGUUAAACAUUUUGCAGCUGCCUCGUGAAUCCAUUGGCACAGAAAAUGGUGAAGUUCAGAGAAAAACAAAGAAAAAAGCAAAAACGAUUGUAAGAUUCAUCAUCAGACUCGUCGGCUUUGUCUUCUAGUGAUAGAAACUUCAAUGGAAAUUUGGGUUUGGGCUGCCAUGUUACGAUGUGGGUCGAGGAGAAUGAGCUCGUUUUUCUGCUGGAUUGUGGGAUUUGAGUGCAUGAGCAAUUACUGUGGAUGACAAAAGCUCUGCUUCUUAUAAACAUUUGAAAAUUAUAUCAUUUUUCUGGUUUCACUAAGUCAACUUAGAUAGCUCAUGUAAUUCUAGGAUUGGUGGAAGACGAUCUCAUUGACAAAUUUCCUACCGGGCUUAUUUUGUUUGCGAAGAUGGAUGGAGAAGGUAGGGAUGAGAUCAUACAGCCGCUGUUAAGAACAGAGUCGAGGUGGGUUGAUGGCAGUGAAGUGCAGGAAGAGUGGCUUCUUGAAGAUGAAGCCAGUAGUAGUAGUACUAGUAGAGGGGAUAAUCUCACUAGGCGCAAGCUCAUUAAGAGGGCUAAAAGAGUGGAUUCCUUUGAUGUGGAGGCCAUGGAUAUUGCUGGUGCUCAUGCUCACCAUGAUAAGGAAAUUUCAAUAGGACGCACCCUCUAUCUGGCAUUCCAAACACUGGGAGUUGUCUAUGGUGAUUUGGGGACAAGCCCUUUAUAUGUUUUCAGCAGUGUAUUCAAACAGGUGCCCAUCAGUGAACCAGACGACGUAUUGGGAGCAUUGUCUCUAGUAAUGUACACUAUAGCUUUGGUUCCUUUGACAAAAUAUGUAUUCAUUGUGCUCAAAGCCAACAAUAAUGGUGAAGGGGGCACAUUUUCCUUGUACUCUUUGAUUUCCAGGUAUGCAAAUGUGAGUAUGCUCCCUAACCGUCAACCAUCGGAUGAAAAGAUAUCUAGUUUUAGGCUCAAGUUGCCCUCCCCAGAGAUGGACAGAGCAUUACGAAUCAAGGAUCUCAUGGAGAGAAGUUCCACAUUGAAAACCCUACUGUUACUCUUGGUUCUGAUGGGCACUUCCAUGGUAAUUGGGGAUGGCAUACUUACACCUGCAAUUUCAGUGAUGUCUGCAGUGAGUGGUCUGCAAGAUAAAUUUUCUAGUUUUAAUCAAGAUGAAGUGGUCAUUACAGCAAUCGUAUUUCUGGUGAUCUUGUUCAGCAUACAACAGUUUGGCACAGCGAAAGUAGGCUUGACAUUUGCUCCUGCACUCUCCCUUUGGUUUUUCUCUCUUGGCGCUAUUGGACUUUAUAAUAUUAUUUCUCAUGAUGUGACUGUCCUGAGGGCUUUCAAUCCAAUUUAUAUCUAUUACUUUUUCAAGAGGAACACUGUCAAGGCAUGGUUGUCACUAGGAGGAUGCGUGUUGUGCAUAACAGGAGCUGAAGCAAUGUUUGCUGAUUUGGGUCACUUCACAGUAAGAUCCAUCCAGCUAGCCUUCACGUUUGUAGUGUUCCCAUGCCUGAUGUUGGCUUACAUGGGUCAGGCAGCAUACCUCAGGAAAAAUCCAACUAUGGUAGACAAAGCGUUUUAUGCUUCAAUUCCAGAUGGUCUUUUCUGGCCAGUCUUUGUGAUAGCUACUGCUGCUGCCAUGAUUGCAAGUCAAGCAAUGAUCUCGGCAACAUUUUCAUGUAUUAAACAGUCAAUGGCCCUAAGCUGCUUUCCCAGACUAAAAAUAAUUCACACAUCAAAACGGUUUAUGGGUCAGAUCUACAUUCCUGUCAUCAACUGGUUCCUAAUGAUAAUGUGCGUCUUAGUAUGUGCUACUUUUAGAAGCACUACUGAGAUAUCAAAUGCAUAUGGUAUUGCUGAGGUGGGGGUGAUGAUGGUGACGACAAGCCUUGUGACAAUUGUUAUGGUUCUCAUAUGGCAGAUAAACAUAUUCUUGGCAAUUGGCUUUCCGUUACUCUUUGGAUCGAUUGAACUGAUUUAUUUUUCUGCGGUUUUGAUGAAAGUGACUGAAGGUGGUUGGCUUCCACUGGCUUUUGCUUGUGUAUUCCUUCUUGUCAUGUUUACAUGGAACUAUGGAAGUGUCCUCAAAUAUCAAUCUGAAGUGAGGCAAAAAUUAUCAAUGGACUUGAUUUUGGAACUAGGAUCCAGUCUUGGGACCGUCCGAGUCCCAGGAAUUGGGUUGGUCUACAGUGAACUUGUUCGAGGAGUACCUGCAGUUUUUGGGCAGUUUUUAACAGGCCUUCCAGCGAUACAUUCUACAAUAAUAUUUGUCUGUAUAAAGUAUGUGCCAGUUCCUGUUGUCCCACAAGGCGAGCGCUUUCUCUUCAGGAGAAUUUGUCCAAAGGACUAUCAUAUGUUCCGGUGUAUUGCUAGAUAUGGGUACAAAGAUAUUCGCAAGGAACAUUAUCAGAGUUUUGAAGAAUUGCUUAUUGAGAGUCUUGAGAAGUUUCUACGUAAGGAGUCUCUAGAACUUGCCCUUGAGAAGGCCAAUUUCAAUAUAGAUUCAGACGAUGAAUCAGUGAAUACCCAAGGAUCAAAUGGAUCAAAUGGUUCCACUGAUCCCCUCAGGACCCCAUUAAUGGCAGACCAGAGGCUCAAACAAGGCAGUGUUUCACAAGGGCCUAGCACUUCAUCUUCACUGCCCACAAGUGCAAUGUCGAUGAGCGAUGAUCCUGGUUUGGAAUAUGACCUUUCAUCUCUGAGAGAGGCUAAAGAAUCAGGAGUUGUAUAUCUUGUUGGCCAUGGAGAUGUCAGGGCUAAAAAGAACUCAUGGUUUAUAAAGAAACUGGCUAUAAACUAUUUCUAUGCAUUCAUGAGGAGGAACUGCAGGGCAAGCACUGCAAAUCUAAGUGUGCCUCACACCAAUCUUUUGCAAGUUGGCAUGACUUACAUGGUCUGAGUAAUCCCUUGCAAACACAACCAUUAAUAAUGAAAUAUGUAAUACUGUAGCGAAACCUCUUUCAUCCAUGAUAAAAUCCUAAAUCAUCCAUUUCAGCUUGUAAGAUUAUUAAUAUCUGUGAAGGCUUACUUUUAGGCAAGUAAGCUUGUACUUUACAUUAUAUAGGCUGUUUAAUGUAGAAUUGCAGGAGUCAUCAAAAACUUGUUACUUGUUGAGGGGAUAUGGGCAAGCCAAAAAUAAUGUUCCAUCGUUUUUAAACUGAUUAAGGUCAAACUAAUCUGGCUUGAAUGUCGUUAUUGAAUAUUUAUUCAAUAUAUUUAAGAGAGAUUUUAUCGUC